This is a messenger RNA of Phaeodactylum tricornutum CCAP 1055/1, 1973 nucleotides long. RefSeq lists its product with no specific name. The transcript has 2 exons. The record is from RefSeq and is a predicted model, not a curated record. Lineage: Eukaryota; Bacillariophyta; Bacillariophyceae; Surirellales; Neidiaceae. Gene Ontology annotation, molecular function: protein binding. Bases 42 to 1934 code for a protein of 630 amino acids.
CAAUUACCUGGUGGCAUUUUGUGUUGUAAUUACUGGUUGACAUGAAGUCAACGACAAAGUUAUGCUUUGCCAUACUCGGAGCUCUGUUGAUUCCUCCGGUAGAAGCCGCGGCCUCGGAGGGCGACGAGCCGACCUCCUGUCGAUUAUGGCUCGCCCCUUCGGCCGUAUCCACGGACCGCAAACCCAAAUUUGGUUUAUUUGCGGGUGCUACGUACUCGAUGGAUGACAUUAUUCCUCUCUCAGAGUUGGCUAUUCCUCUGUCAGACUUUAUGGAAUACCCGAAUCGCGCCCGAUCGCAGUACGAUAGCGAUAUUCUGGACUUUGUUCAGUCUUUUGUGUGGACUUCGGAAUAUGCCGGAGGUCGUUGGGAGGGCAAUUACAGUUCGACUGUGUUUGUCCCAGGAAUCGGAAUUUUGUCCAACUAUCACACGGGUCACUCUAAUGUUGAUUGGCUGCAAGGCGCAAUGCGUUCACACUCCCGGGCAUUGCCCCAUCCUUCUCGGGGAGCCAUUACACCUUAUUAUAACAUGACGCUACGAGCGAUCCGUACGAUUCCGGCUGGCAUGGAACUCUUCGCGAAUUUUGGAGAGCAGUGGGACGGAAGUUUUGGCGACGACGCGUUUCAGGAUAAGUUGACUCGGUGGGAGUAUCAAGAUGCGGACAAGCUUUUGGACAAGAUUGUCGACUUUAUGGACCAGUUUGGUGACCAAAUGAGCGAGACUUUGAAGGAUGAUGUUCUAGACUUUAUGCUGGAAAAGGUACUGGGAACAGCCACAGGAAAGCGCGCCAAGAUUAUUAAAUCCUUAAUUCCUGCGCAUCCACAAAAACUUCAGCGAGUAUUGGAUGCCGGUGGGACCUUUGUUUACCGCAAUCGGGAUUUAGUCAAAAGUCCCCGAUGGUUGGAAGACAAUGGCAUCUGUGUUGACAAGAUGCGUGGUGACACGAGUACCAUUCCUGAUGCGGGACGAGGUGCCUUUGCUACUCGAAAAAUUGCCAAGGAUGAACUAAUUGUUCCCGUACCUAUGAUUCCGGUUGGUAACAAGGCCCUAAUGGAUAUGUACGAAUUUGUCGAAAACCAUGAUGAAGAAGGGCGUCCAACGGGUCUCACUUACAACUUUGAGAAAUAUCGCGGGCAGCAGCUCCUGGUGAACUAUUGCUUUGGCCAUCCAGAGUCAAGCCUUUUGCUUAUGCCAGUUGGCCCCUUGGCAACCUUGAUCAAUCACGGGAGUCUCCGUGACAAGGCAAACGCUUACCUCACUUGGUCUAAGCACACGAGCGUUUGGAAUGACCACAGUCUACAUGACCUGCAUGUGCACGAAGUGAUGAAUCAAGAGUAUCCGAACAUUGUCAUGGAAAUCUACGCAAUUCGAGAUAUCGAAGAAGGCGAGGAAAUAUUCAUCGACUAUGGUGCUGCAUGGGAACAGGCCUGGGUCGAGUACAAGGAAAAUUGGCAAGCCAGUACGCUCGACGGCAAAUGGCCGCUCAAGGCCGAAGAUAUGAACAGCAUCUUCCUAACGAAACCAUUUCCGAUCAAUUUACAACAAGACAGCAGCCCAUACCCGGAUGGUGUCGCCACUGCCUGUUACAUCUACAUAGGAGAACAAACAGACGGAGAGGCGCACGAAAACGAAGAUGGUUUGUCGAUUUUUCCGUGGAUCGGACCGAAAUCCUUCGAAGACUAUGUUGGACAAGUCUUGACGGUGUGUGAUCUCCGCGGGCGGGAAGAGAGCGUAGAACACGGCUUCGUCUACAUGGUCCGCGCGCGUCUUCCGGGACAGGACGAAGUAGUUGAAGUGAAGGGUGUACCGCACGUCGCAGUCACUUUGGUAGAUCAACCGUACCAAGCCGAUCACCAUCGCCCUGGCGCCUUUCGGCAUCCAAUUGCUGUAGAAGACCAGCGUUGGCCUCAAGCCUGGCGCGAUUUGCGUGGAUGAAGCAAGUUAUGGAUGAUCGUUGUUAAUGAUACUGUUUGC